CGGCCUGGAUAGGGGGCGGCGGCGGCGGCGGCGGCGGCGGCCUGCCCCGGCAUGGCGAUGUUCCGCAGCUUGGUGGCCUCCGCGCAGCAACGGCAGCCACCGGCUGGGCCCGCGGGCGGUGACAGCGGCCUGGAGGCUCAGUUCAGCUGUCCUAUCUGCCUGGAGGUGUACCAUCGGCCAGUGGCCAUCGGCAGCUGCGGCCACACGUUCUGCGGGGAGUGCCUCCAGCCAUGUCUGCAGGUGCCGUCCCCUCUGUGCCCGCUCUGCCGUCUGCCCUUCGACCCCAAGAAAGUGGACAAAGCCACCCAUGUAGAGAAGCAGCUCUCAUCUUACAAAGCACCCUGUCGGGGUUGCAACAAGAAGGUGACACUGGCAAAGAUGAGAGCCCACAUCUCCUCCUGCCUGAAGGUCCAGGAGCAGAUGGCUAACUGCCCCAAGUUCGUCCCUGUGGUGCCCACAUCCCAGCCCAUCCCCAGCAAUAUCCCCAACCGGUCUACCUUCGCUUGUCCCUACUGUGGAGCCCGCAAUCUGGAUCAGCAGGAGCUGGUGAAGCACUGCGUGGAAAGUCACCGUAGCGACCCCAACCGUGUGGUAUGCCCCAUCUGCUCAGCAAUGCCCUGGGGGGACCCCAGCUACAAAAGCGCCAACUUCCUGCAGCACCUGCUGCACCGGCACAAGUUCUCCUACGACACCUUUGUGGACUACAGCAUCGACGAAGAAGCUGCCUUCCAGGCCGCCCUGGCUCUGUCCCUCUCUGAGAACUGAGGCACAGCCUAGCCACCUGCCUUGUCUGGGGCAGAAGACACACUCCAGCCUCAAGGGAUAGGGCCGUUGCCCUUCUGCCCUGGCACCUGCACAGGAGCGCACCUCACCGGGCCAAGUGGAAUUUUCCACAAGGAGAGCUGGUCUCAGAACCCCCAGGGCUGGGAUCCUGGCUAGCUGGCCCCUUGUCAUCAAGCAGGGCCACUGGGUCCUGGCCAGCAGCAGUACUGGGUCCUCGGUGCUUCAAGGGGCAGGUGCUGGCUGCUGGGUUAGAGCCGUUGUCUGCCUUUCCCAGCCUUGAUGUCUGUGUGUGGAAAAGGAUAAGGUGCCCUAAGCUGCCAGCCCACCCGGUCCCUAGCUUCGCUUCCACCGUGAGCAUUUGGUACUGGCUUUUGUGAUAUUUAGGAACCCUGCGUUUUUCUAUCUUAUCCUGUGUGAUAAUCUUUUCACAUUUUCUAGAGCAAAGACAAAGCAGUUACUCUUCUAUCGCAAUACCUGUGUUUGACUAGGCAGAGCAGUAUUUUUAUGGAGCAUUUACAAAGUUAUAUUUUUUAAAAAAAAUCAAAAAUAAACACUUGUGGGAUCAGUUUAGAGGGAGGAGUAUGGGUGUAGCCAGGACUUCAUUAGUGUGACAGGUGGAAUCCCCAAGCCAUGUGCUUUCUGAGGAGGUGGCCCAAGUCUGCUGUGUGGUUUUUUGGUUGUUUUGUUUUUUUGAUGAUGACCCAGAAGAAAUCCUAGCAUCCCAGCCAAUUGUUGUGGCUGCUCUCAGCAGACAUAGGACAGCCCAGGUAGAAUGGAGCCGUUCUGUCCCCUGUCACCUGCCAGAGCCAACCACAGAUGGGGACUUCCCUCACCAGUGGUGGAGCCCUUGAGGACCAGAGAGACCUGCUUGGUGGCAGGUCAGGCCAGAAAACAUUUGUCAGAUCUUGUUCUGUUCAUGGCAUAAGUUGCUGUCUUUUCAAAAGAGUUUAAAUAAAGUGUUUCCCAGCACCC
Rattus norvegicus (Norway rat) is the source of this 1755-nucleotide messenger RNA. It is a transcript of the gene Rnf166, whose product is annotated as ring finger protein 166. NCBI's taxonomy places the organism in Eukaryota, Metazoa, Chordata, Mammalia, Rodentia, Muridae. The record is from RefSeq and is marked provisional. The transcript has 6 exons. The coding region runs from base 52 to 765 and encodes 237 amino acids. Gene Ontology annotation, biological process: protein ubiquitination. Gene Ontology annotation, cellular component: cytoplasm. Gene Ontology annotation, molecular function: ubiquitin-protein transferase activity; ubiquitin protein ligase activity.